Messenger RNA from Dicrocoelium dendriticum, 425 nucleotides. The record is from the annotation of a GenBank genome assembly. Lineage: Eukaryota; Metazoa; Platyhelminthes; Trematoda; Plagiorchiida; Dicrocoeliidae.
AUGGACGCCCAAGUACCGUCCAUCUUAGACCUUGUAUUUGCUAAGUCACUCGAUUUUGUUGGUGACAUUACUUACGGACCUCCACUGGGUUCCAGUGAUCAUGUUUGUUUGCUCUUCAGUUGUACUCCGUCUAGACGCUACCAGAGUACUGUUGAGUCCCGAACAUAUGGCACGCAGGCUAUCAAGCAAUGUGAGCCAAGGCUUCGGGUUUGCAUUGUGAGAUCUCGGACGAUGAUACUGUCGACGUUGCCUGGGAUAAAUGUAAGUCCUACCUCAGAGGUCUCUGCUUCCUUCAUCCCAGUCAGAAGGAGAAAGGAGGCCCGAGCACAGCCGCCCUGGAUAGAUCCCACCGGCAGGCAUCCGCUCAUAAAAAGGUCUAGAUGUUGGCGGAUUUACGGGGAUGCUCCGUCCACCGAUACUUAUGA